Molecule: messenger RNA, 1086 nt
Organism: Dreissena polymorpha
Lineage: Eukaryota; Metazoa; Mollusca; Bivalvia; Myida; Dreissenidae
Exons: 1
Coding region: 1-1086 (361 amino acids)
Biological process (GO): DNA integration
Molecular function (GO): nucleic acid binding
Source: RefSeq, a predicted model, not a curated record
AUGGACAGAAGAGCCCGCGGAACGAUCUUCUGGCCGGGUUUGAGAGCAGAACUGAAAGAGACCACGAAAAAAUGUGUACAGUGUGAGGACAGAAAACCUCCCACUCAACAGGAAAAGUUGAAACAACAUAGUGAUGGACUACGACCUUGGGACAAGGUCGGAUCGGACUUGUUCCAAAUACAGAACAGAUUAUAUCUCGUCGUCGUAGACUACCACUCAAGCUUCAUCGAAGUGGAUUUUCUGACAGCGGCAACCACUCAGCAAGUGAUUGACAAAAUGAAGAAACACUUUGCUAGAUUCGGAAUUCCCAGAGAACUGAUAACCGACGGUGGACCCCAGUAUAUGUCCACAGAAUUCCGUAACUUUACACAGAAGUGGGGUAUAAAGCAUCACAUCAUGUCACCCCACCACUCAGCAUCAAAUGGUAAAGCUGAGAGUGCUGUGAAAGCCAUGAAGACACUGAUCAUCAAGUGCCACGAGUCGCGUACGGACCCGAUGGAGGCGAUCCUAGAGCAACGAAACACCCCUCGUGCCGACACCAAGAGGAGUCCAGCUGAGAUGAUGAUGAAUCGAAAGCUACACACCAUGGUACCUUCGGGCGUGAAAGCAGAGCCAAGUUGUGAAUCGCGAGUGAAUCGUAAGAAAUCAGUGAAAAAAUGGUUCGAUCAAAAAGCGCACGAUCAACCAAAAGUAAAAAUCGGUCAAUCAGUGUAUUUCCAUAAGCAGAGCAAAAAGCCCUGGCAGAAAGGCAUAGUUGAAAAUAUCAAUGGUGAUCGAUAUAUUGUGCGUAGUGAAGAAAGUGGGCUGUAUGCCAGAAAUUGUGUUCAUAUCCAUCCAACAAAAGUCGAAGUGCAGAUUCGCAAGCAAUCUCGGCCUCGUUAUGGCGAUAUGAAAUCUGAAACUCGUAAUCAAAGCGCCCCAAAGACGCAUGAAACUACUCGUAUGACUGCAACAUCUUCAGCAGGCAACACGACAGCAGCCUCUGAAUCAGAACCAACAGCAGCUUCGGAAUCCGGCCCGAGCAGAUACAACCUAAGGCCCCGCGGAAACAUUCAAAGACCCCAGUGUCUUGAGGGUUUUGUGUGA